Messenger RNA from Penicillium maclennaniae, 1803 nucleotides. RefSeq lists its product as uncharacterized. The record is from RefSeq and is a predicted model, not a curated record. The coding region runs from base 1 to 1803 and encodes 600 amino acids. NCBI's taxonomy places the organism in Eukaryota, Fungi, Ascomycota, Eurotiomycetes, Eurotiales, Aspergillaceae. The transcript is spliced from 4 exons.
AUGUCUCAAACGAGCCCACACUCCUCCAAGCGGGCCCCCAAGGCUUCUGCAAAGAGCAGUCACCGUGCAGUCACCCCAGAAAACCUGCGGCGACACCUCAUGUCGCCUAAGGGUCAGCAAAAGAAGGCCCGAUCCAGUGUCGAGCGAAAGCGUCGGGCCUCAUCAUCAUCAGUCUCGAGCGUUUCAUCAGUCUCCUCCCUGGAAGAACUGAGUGACGAGGCUGAUGGAUCAGACGACGACGCAGACGAUGAGGAAGACAGGCCGUUGGCCAAAGCCCUGUCUUACAACCGUCGUCAGAAAACGGGUCGUAAGACGGGGCGUCAGUCUACGGUGAACAAAAAACAACGGAUCUCCGACGACGAAGACUGGGAUGGUGGUUUCAGCAGUAAUAACAGUGAUUCUGAAGAGAGCUCAGAUGAUGUCUAUGCUGCUGUGGAUUACAUCACUGAUGCCGAGGACGAGGAGCAGGACGUUGAAAAGAUGGAAGAGAUGAUGAUUCUGGAGUCGGAGAAUCAUCAGCGCGUCCUCCCCUCGUAUGAAGCGAACGAACAGUGGAAUUCUACCACUGGCUUUGGGGACUCCAUGUUCCUCCCUGCUGCCUCCUUCUUCGACGAAGAGCAUCUAUACAGUGCCAUGGACACUUUUGGCGAAACAGACCUAGCUUCUGAAACUGUUGAAACACCUGUAGCUCGUCGAGUCCACUUCGAAGAGCGCUCGGAUUCUUCGUCCGACAGUGAGUCUCACACAGAUGAUGAGAUAUCCGGUGAUUUCCUCCAGCAGGAUUCGCUGGACCCUCAGCUGCGUCGCAUGAUCGAGAACGACAACCACGACCACCACCGCAGCCAUCGCCGUCAGUCUGAAGAAAUUUUCGCCGAUACUGACUAUGGUCACGGAAAUAUUUACCAUGUUGAAUCCGACGGGACCUCCGAAGGUAGCCUGAGUGGAUAUGAGACCGACGAUGGUGAUACCACUGAUGAAGACCUUCCCCCUCCCGCUACCAUCACCCACCCCCGCUCUCUUCUGCGUCGUGACUCCACCGACUCUCUAGCCGCUGUCGGUGAUGACAAGUCCGACACUGUCCCACGCCGCCGGGGCCCAAUCAUGGGUACCUUCAAGGCCGAUCCGUACAAGCCCGUAGCGAUAGUUGACUGCUCCGGCAAGCAUCUUGUCAUCAUUCCUGCGUAUGCCUCCUCUCGUCAUGAUUGGCUCGAUUCUACCGCCAACAGCAUGGCAGGUACUGCCAACAACAGUCCUCGUCAGACUACCCUCCACCUGGUCGAUGAGAGCGACACCGAUGCUCUCGCAUCCCCCAACCAAAUGGACUUUAGCCCGAUGCUGGCUUCCAGCGCCAACCUGAUGCUGACUGCCCUCGGCAACGAUUUGACACCGGGAGGCCAGGAUGAUGAUGAAGAUGACCCGGAGUCCGCGCUCAAUGUCGACGACUUCAUCGACUUCGGCAAUGGCUCCUCAGACGAGGAAGAAGAUGUGGAUAAGGCCUUCGAUGACGACGCCCUCAUCUCCCCUAUGGCCAAUGGCAACUCCCUGCGCUCAGGCAUGAGCUCACAUACUCCGACCCGCAACGAGUCACAGCAGGCCAGCAACACCGCCGAAAGCUUCCUAAAUCACCUGGACAAGGGCAUUGUCACUGCAUUCCGUCGUAACCAUAACCGUGUCUUCCGACACGCUAAGCACACGGACCAGCGCACUCCUACCCGGAAGCGCAAGGCCAGCGGCUACGCGGGCGGCGAGGCAGUGCGACGCAAGCUCAUGGAUGCUCAGCGUCGCUCCCAGCUCCCCUUUUAA